Molecule: messenger RNA, 2481 nt
Organism: Papaver somniferum (opium poppy)
Lineage: Eukaryota; Viridiplantae; Streptophyta; Magnoliopsida; Ranunculales; Papaveraceae
Product: CLP protease regulatory subunit CLPX1, mitochondrial-like
Exons: 15
Coding region: 172-2232 (686 amino acids)
Biological process (GO): protein catabolic process; protein folding; proteolysis
Cellular component (GO): mitochondrial matrix
Molecular function (GO): ATP hydrolysis activity; ATP-dependent protein folding chaperone; ATP binding
Source: RefSeq, a predicted model, not a curated record
CAUACUCUCUUUUAUCCUAAAAAAAAUUCUUAUAAAUUCAUUUCAGAUAACAAUUAUUUAAAUCAGAUCCCAAUCUCAUCUUUUAUCUCCACUAUUAUAGAUCUUAAUCUUAUCAUCUUUCAAUUAGUCUUUGCUUUUUCAAUUUGUAAAUGAAAUUUUGAAGAAAAAAAAAUGUCCGGAAUUUUCAGAUUAAACAGAUUAAGAGAAACAGGAAUUCGAAUAGCAAGAUUCAGUGUAAUAGCGAAACCCCAAUCAUCUCUAGAUAAUUUUAAUACUAAUUAUCAUCAUGUUGGUAGUUGUUACAAGAGAAGAGAAUUAUUAGGUUUACAAGAAAGACAUAAAUGGGAAGGAGGUGGCAGUAAUGGCAAUGGUGGUUCUGAUGAAUAUACUCGUAAAAUCAAGGCAGAAGCAAAUUGCCCCAGAUGUUCAAGUAAAAUGGACCUUGUUUUCUCCGAGAAUCGGAAUGGUAACGGUGGUGGUGGUGAGAAAUCCGGUGGUGGUGGUCAUCAGGCUGUCAAUUUAUGCCCAAAUUGUAAAACUGCUUAUUAUUUUCGUCCUAAUAAGUUUACACCAUUACAAGGUAGUUUUAUAGAGAUUGGUCGUGUUAGAAAAAAGGGUAAACCUAAUGGUGGUAGUACUAGUGGCGAUGAUCAAUUGGAUAUUGGUGGCGGUGGUGCUGGUGAUCGUUUGAGGAUAUCAUUUUGGGAUACAUUGAAGUCAUAUGGUGGUGAACCACCUGAGAAUUGGUCGCCACCGCCUGGUCCACCAGCACCAAAUGGAUUAGCAGUGCACCAUCCUCCAGGACCACCAUUUGCAUCUGGUGGUACUAUCAUUCGGAACACAAUAUCCAGCGGUGGGUCUGGUGGUGGUGGUGGAGGGCCUAGUAGCAGUGGUGCUGCUGCUGGAGAUGGUUCUAAUGGUGAUAAGAAUGGUUGGGGAGGUUCGAACUUGGGUAAAGAUUUACCAACACCUAAAGAGAUCUGUAAAGGUCUUGAUAAAUUUGUUAUUGGGCAACAAAGAGCAAAAAAGGUGCUUUCGGUUGCUGUUUAUAACCACUAUAAAAGGAUAUAUCAUGGCUCUAUGCAGAAAGGGGCUGCUGCAGAAUCCGGGAGUGUUCCUGCUGCAAGUAAUGAGCAAGAUUUUGUUGAGUUAGAGAAAAGCAAUGUCCUACUAAUGGGUCCAACUGGCUCAGGGAAGACGUUACUUGCAAAAACGCUUGCUCGAUUUGUGAAUGUACCGUUUGUCAUUGCAGAUGCCACAACACUGACACAGGCUGGUUAUGUUGGAGAAGACGUCGAGUCAAUAUUGUAUAAACUACUGACGGUGGCUGAAUUCAAUGUGCAAGCUGCUCAACAAGGAAUUGUAUAUAUUGAUGAAGUUGACAAGAUCACUAAGAAGGCUGAAAGCAUGAACAUCAGUAGGGAUGUAUCCGGAGAGGGUGUUCAACAGGCGUUGCUCAAAAUGCUGGAAGGAACUAUAGUGAAUGUGCCAGAGAAGGGAGCUCGCAAGCAUCCACGUGGUGAUAACAUUCAGAUAGAUACAAAGGAUAUCCUGUUUAUAUGUGGUGGAGCCUUUAUUGAUUUGGAAAAGACUAUUUCAGAAAGACGGCAAGACUCUUCUAUUGGUUUCGGAGCUCCAGUACGUGCAAACAUGAGAACUGGAACACCAUCUAAUGCUGUUGUUACGUCGUCUUUGAUGGAAUCGGUUGAAAGUGGAGAUCUUAUUGCAUACGGUCUAAUACCAGAAUUUAUUGGACGUUUUCCAAUUUUAGUUAGUUUGCUGGCCUUGAACGAGGAUCAACUUGUGCAGGUCCUGACGGAGCCCAAAAAUGCACUGGGGAAACAGUACAAAAAAAUGUUUAGCAUGAAUAAUGUCAAGCUACACUUUACAGAAACUGCAUUGAGAUUGAUAGCGGAAAAAGCAAUGGCUAAAAACACUGGCGCACGAGGCUUAAGAGCCAUACUGGAGAGCACUCUCACUGAAGCUAUGUACGAGAUUCCAGAUGCAAAAACAGGAAAGGACAAGGUAGAUGCAGUUGUCAUUGAUGAAGAGGCACUUGGUUCAGCGCGCACAGUGGGUUGUGGGGCAAAAAUUCUUCGGGGUGAUGGUGCAUUACAGCGUUAUCUUUCUGAAGCCAAGUUGAAAGAUCAGGGGAGUAAUGGUGAAGUAACAGAUGGGGAUUUAUUGGAAAGCGAAGCGGAGGUCUCAUCCAGAGCCACCAUGAGCUUGUAAUUUUUUUGCUAUAACCAUAGCUGUUGACGACGGAUGUGUAAAAUCUAAUUCUGUUGUUGUAGGUUUUUCUCAAGAUUAAUGUAAUUAUUAUUGCUUCCCUGUAAAAACUGCGCGUUUUUUCUUGUUUCAAUAGAAAGAAAGAAAUAAUAAACAUGCUAAUUCAAGCAAUCCAAUGUAUAAAACAUUUCAUGUAACAUCUAGAGUCGGAUUCUUUCACUUGAGAAUGAAUGUAACAAAUUUUGAUUACCA